Molecule: messenger RNA, 1437 nt
Organism: Photinus pyralis (common eastern firefly)
Lineage: Eukaryota; Metazoa; Arthropoda; Insecta; Coleoptera; Lampyridae
Gene: Fitm
Product: fat storage-inducing transmembrane protein
Exons: 1
Coding region: 69-1199 (376 amino acids)
Biological process (GO): phospholipid biosynthetic process; lipid droplet organization; lipid storage
Cellular component (GO): endoplasmic reticulum membrane
Source: RefSeq, a predicted model, not a curated record
CGACGAAUAGUUCACGUGCGGACACGGUACGUGGUAGUUCAACAGCUUCAAUAGUUCAAUUUAACAUCAUGGCCACUAAACGUAAACCAAUAAAUUCUGGUAAAUCUAAAUUAAACUUUCGCCCUACGAACGACCCAACCAAAGCAGAACCAAAAGGAACAACUCCUACAACGACACCAACGUCAGUUAAAGAAAUUGUCACCCUCAUGAUUCUUCAUAUUUGCAGAAAAUCGAUUUUCUUCGACACUAACCUCAAAAUUUGCGUCUACCUGGGAGCACUAUUUGCUGUAUCAUUGAUAGCGGAUGUCUUUCCAAUUCCAAAAUCCUACCUAUCAAAAUCGAGCAACGUCUUCAAUCAGUACUUCGUAAAGAUCGCCUGGGGUUGGAAUCUCCUACUGCUGAUACCUUAUGUACUGAUGACAUCGUUUGUCUACUGCUGCGGGCUAAAGGAACGAAUUUUAAAACACCACUUGGUACGACUAGCCAUAGCCACCUUUUUCUGGUGGUUCUGGACGUCGCUAUUCGAAUUUAUCGAGGUACGUUACGGCCGAUGCACCGCCAGAGGCGAACAGUUGAGGUGGAGACAGUCGUGUCUGAAGGCGGGACACGUUUGGAACGGCUUCGAUAUCUCAGGUCACAGCUUUAUUUUAAUCUACGGUAGUUUAAUACUUAUCGAGGAAGCGAAAAGUAUUCUCAGUUGGGACAGUAUAAAGGAACACAUUCGUUUGGAGGAUCAUUAUCGUACGACGAAGGACACGAAUAUCAAUAUGAAUCCAUUGCGUUCGUUAAGUGAUGUGCAACUGCGGGUUUUACAGAUCAAUUACGAGAAGUUUACGCCGUAUAUUAGAGGGCUAUUUGUAGUUAUGACAUUGUUUCAGCUUUUGUGGGAUAUUAUGCUAAUAUCGACAAUGCUCUAUUUUCAUAAGAUGAUUGAAAAGUUUGUAGGAGGAGCGUGUGCGAUUUUAACUUGGUAUUUUACAUACCGAUUUUGGUAUAGUCAGACGAGAAUUUUGCCUAGACUGCCCGGUGACGGGUUGUUUCGGUACAUUAAGCUGAAAAGUACCGCUUCAGCAUUGGGGAGGAAACGUUCAAGUGUAAUUUGUGGGGACGUACCCAGAUUUAUGGGUAUGCCGUUGUAUGGAUUAAGAACAGAUAAUGGUAAUUUAUCAAAUGUACAAACUGAUGAUUUAAAUAGGUAAUUUUUAAAUGUACAAAUGCGUGGCUAUAUUUAUUUAUAAAUUUAAGUAAGCGGCUAUCAAAUUAAUUAUUGUUGCAGGUGGAUGAUUAUUUUAUUUAUCUGGAUUGUUAUGUAGUUAUAGUUUAUUAAAUUCUUGUAAAAAAUGAUCAUGUCAAAAGACAAUUUUUAUACACUUCUGGGAGUUCAAAUUUCUAAUUAUACACUUUUGAUAUUGAUAUUGAAUAAAUAUUUAAAUAACA